AUGGCAGGCCUAUACACACUAGGGAGCACACUCACACGCAGAGAGCUACCUUACGGUGAGCUCACCAACUGCACCUACCUGAUUGCUCUGAAGAUGGACUGUUUCUGGCCCAACCGGCUGGUGGACGAGUUCUUCAUCCGCAUCCACAAGCAAUACUUCCACGAUUGCUCCCUGUCGGGACGGCUGCUGCGUGAUCCGCCCAACCGUAUCCUUGGGCCGUUCAUCGUGGUGCCCAUCCUUGUCACGUUGCUCAUGACUGCCCUAGUGGUGUGGAGGAGCAAGCGCAGUGAAGGCAUGGUGUAG
Salvelinus namaycush (lake trout) is the source of this 303-nucleotide messenger RNA. Its product is annotated as receptor activity-modifying protein 1-like. The transcript is spliced from 2 exons. Lineage: Eukaryota; Metazoa; Chordata; Actinopteri; Salmoniformes; Salmonidae. Gene Ontology annotation, cellular component: membrane; signaling receptor complex; cell surface. Bases 1 to 303 code for a protein of 100 amino acids. Gene Ontology annotation, biological process: cellular response to hormone stimulus; intracellular protein transport; G protein-coupled receptor signaling pathway. The record is from RefSeq and is a predicted model, not a curated record. Gene Ontology annotation, molecular function: coreceptor activity.